AGCCAUCUUGUAUUCUAAGCGAGUGGAAGAAAAAAGAAAAAUAAACCUGUCUGAUAAGAACAGAAAUAAAAACGUAUUUUUGUAAAUAAAUGUCAGUAAAACGUUAACAGGACGGGUGAAGAGAGUAAGAUAAGUAUACUAUUAACUAGCUAUCUACCGAAUCUAAACGUAUCGCGUCCAUUCGACUGAUUUGCUUCCAACAGGAGAGAAAGAGAGGAACUGAGGAGACGAACCAUCGACUGAAAAAAACUGAGUCUGACCGGAGGACACGCCAUGAAUCCCGAAUAUGACUAUCUAUUCAAGCUCCUCCUGAUUGGUGAUUCUGGUGUGGGCAAGUCCUGCCUCCUGCUCCGAUUUGCUGAUGACACCUACACAGAGAGCUACAUUAGUACCAUUGGGGUCGACUUCAAGAUCCGCACCAUUGAGCUGGAUGGAAAGACCAUCAAACUGCAGAUUUGGGACACCGCCGGCCAGGAGCGGUUCCGCACCAUCACCUCCAGCUACUACAGGGGGGCCCACGGCAUCAUCGUGGUGUACGACGUCACAGACCAGGAGUCCUAUAACAACGUGAAGCAGUGGCUGCAGGAGAUCGAUCGCUACGCCAGCGAGAACGUCAACAAGCUGCUGGUGGGGAACAAGUGUGACCUCACCACCAAGAAAGUGGUGGACUACACAACAGCCAAGGAGUUUGCGGACUCCCUGUCCAUCCCCUUCCUGGAGACCAGCGCUAAGAACGCCACCAACGUGGAGCAGGCCUUCAUGACCAUGGCUGCCGAGAUCAAGAAGCGCAUGGGCCCCGGGGCCACGGCCGCGGGGGACAAGCCCAACCUCAAAUUCGACAGCACCCCAGUGAGACAGUCCGGGGGCGGCUGCUGCUAAGGACUCUCCCCCCCUCCCCGCUCGCCCUGCCCUGACCCGUCCUCUCCACUCUCCACUCUCCUCCCCCUCCUCUUCUCUCCCUCAUCUGCCCUUUCUUCUCCUGGAGAGAGGGAUGAGAGGAGGAAGAGUGGAGGGCAUGGGUAAGGACUCCUGACUCACUGGCCCUCCAGCUCUAUUAUUGUCCCCCUUAUACAGAGCUAGAGACGGACUGAGAGAGAGAGAGAGAGAGGGAGGGAGGACAUGAGAGGGCACACAUUUCAGCCAUUUUGGACCUGCCCCCACUCCCCUUUACAGAGGGAAGAGAAGAAACAGAUUGGACUUGUUAGUGGGAGAGGGGCAAUGCCAUUAGUUUCAGAUUACAGUUUACAUCUCUCACACACACACACACACACACACACACACACGGGCCCACACACACACAGGCAUACAUUUUUGGGUGACAGAAAAUAAAUUUGUAUUUGUCAGAGGUAGAGAACAUGUCACCCGCAUUAAAGAAAACUGUUAAAGAAGAUAUUGGCAAUAUUCAGCAUUCUCAUCAUAACUGUCAGGUUUUUAUCGUUAUUAUUGUUAUCACAGUGGUGUUUUUUUUAUUUUUAUUGUCUGAUUUUUCUUUUUAAUCUAGAAUGCUUGUACAGCUCACAAACAAACAUUGACAUUGGAGGUUUGAUUCUUCAGGCUUUUUGUUUUUGUCUUUUUUUUUUUUUUUUUUUUUUUUUUUUUUUGGGUGUUAUGGAGAGGUUAUUCUGGAUGAGGGUUGUAAGUGAAGGAUAUGCUAUUCUCUCCAGUAUCUGAGUUCUCUCCGGAGUCUUGUGCAGAUAGAGCGUGACCACCGUGCCCUGCUCCUGCUGGUGCUACGCCGUGUAUGUCUUCAUAAGGACCAGACCUCCACCCAACCGUGGGGAAUGGCUCCCACAGCUGAAACCUGCCUUUGAGUCCGGUUUAAACGGCAUUAGUCGGUCGGUUGGACUGAUGGCACCUUGGUUCCGCGGCCGUCUGUGGUUUUCGGGUUUUCUCUCCCGCGGUACCGCUCGUCCUUCACGCCCGUUUCCCGGUCCCUCGCGUCGGCGGUCGCCGGUCCACUCGACCGCAGGCGCGCAAAUCUCGGGGUGAAGCGGUUGUGCUGCGGAGGUGUGGCCAAGUGCACGCCUGACCCAAGUUUUCACUUUUAAAGGGCUGCACUGAAUUCUGGGUAUUCUUCUGCCUGGGUCAGCACAAGGUCUCCCUCUCGUUCUGAUACCUGCUCGGAAAAUGCGCUGGAGUUCACCUUCAAGACAAGACCGUGGGUUCUUCAGAUCUGUUUGCCUGACCAAUAGCUGGCAACCGCAGGCUAUUUGAGUGAGCUUGGCUUCUUCUUCAUUUCUUUUUUGGCCUUUUCCCUUUUUUUUUAUUUUUUUUUUAUUUACCUCAGGCUACCUGAUUUCUUCUGUUAGAUUUGUAUUCCUGGAACACGGUUAAGAGUUUCUGUCUUUAAUCACCGGUCUGCAGUCUGAGAUUGUGAAUGUAGGGAGGGGUGAAAUGGAAUGUGCUCGUGGCAUUUUGACCUCUGGGCGUCUGCCCCCCCCCCCCCCACCUUCCUCGAGCGUUGUUCCUCCUGUGCGGGUCUCGGGCCUUCUCUAGCUCUCGUGGCCGUGUGUCAUUCCUCUAAAGCACAGGUGUCCAACUCCAGUCCUGGAGGGCCGCAGUGUCCGCUGGUUUUCGGGUUGUUCUCAGAACCUGUGGUGCAUUUAAGUCAUUGAUUGGCUAAAGAAUCGACACUCCUUGUUCUGGAGGCCUUAAUUGACAGCUGAUUGAAAGGAAACCUCAAAAACCAGCAGAUACUGCGGCCCCUUUGGGAUUCAGUUUGACACCCCUGCUCUAAAGCAUUCCUCUGAUGUGUCAGGCGAGUGGGGAAUCUGCAGCCCCUGCUUCCUACGCCCCUCUCUCCCUCUCCCUCUCCCUCUCCCUCUCCCUCUCCCUCUCCCUCUCCCUCUCACUCUCUGCUGCUCUGGGUGGUGUCGCGAGUGUCCUUUCACGAGGCUGCUUUGUCAUGUUGUCAGACACACGUGCUGUUUUUUUUUACUAUGCUCUCAUGAAACGGUUAUUAAAAAAAAAAACUA
Messenger RNA from Conger conger (European conger), 2975 nucleotides. RefSeq names its product zRAB1B, member RAS oncogene family a (gene rab1ba). Lineage: Eukaryota; Metazoa; Chordata; Actinopteri; Anguilliformes; Congridae. The transcript is spliced from 6 exons. The record is from RefSeq and is a predicted model, not a curated record. The coding region runs from base 274 to 879 and encodes 201 amino acids. Gene Ontology annotation, molecular function: GTPase activity; GTP binding.